AUGUCCCAAGAUUCCAUCACAUCUGACAUUCAAUCCAAUAUGGUCGUGAUAGCUGGUCUCGGACAUCGAAUCGCCUUUUUCGUUCCACCCACAUCGGACAACACACCCUCGUUGUUUGCUUCCCCUCUGCCUUGGACGAAAGAAGUUGAAAAGAAAGGUAGUACCUUAGGAUGGAAACCGGCUAAAUUCCGACUGGAAGAUUGGACCGAACCGGAGGAUGUUCAGAUGGCCCUGAGCCAACGUCGAACCCAGCCUAUGGGUACCGCUUACCAACCGAAAGGAGACUAUCCUCCACCAGAUCCGGUUACUGGGGCACCACGUAAUCCGGUCGGUCGUACAGGGGUACCCGGUCGAGGACAUUUGCCGUACUGGGGUGCAAAUCCCUCGAUGAUCCUGGUUGCUACCCGGACCGAAAAUAAGGGCAAAACCGGACGACCACAAAUUCUUUUUGCUAUGUUUAAUCAUCGAAUCGGUGGCCAGUUGCCCUGGUGCUUAAUUCGACAUUCGAAUACUUGUCCCGGGAUAGAGUGUACCAAGAAUCUGGUGGAUAUGCUGGUCAAUGCCAGGGUAACCGAGUGCAUUCGUGCAAAUCCGGAAAAACGUGCUUUAUUCGAACAAGCCAGAUCACACUAUCAACAAUGCAAAUUCCGUAAGGUGAGUUUUUUAUCCUGCCCCCCCCCCUUCUCAGUCCCGGACCGAGGAACUGGUUGGAGAGGCUUCAGCAACAGUUUAUCCGUCCUUAUUCGUAUACAUGGAUAA
Messenger RNA from Echinostoma caproni, 759 nucleotides. Lineage: Eukaryota; Metazoa; Platyhelminthes; Trematoda; Plagiorchiida; Echinostomatidae. The record is from the annotation of a GenBank genome assembly.